AGCUCGCAGCUCAGAAUUAAACACGUAUAUUUUUUUCUAAAAUUACAAAAAAAAAUAAUAAUUCGCAUUAAAUCUUGGCUUAGACAAAAGAAAAAAUUUUUAAAUGUUCAGAACGUGCAUAUUUAUUACGGUUUUUUAUUGUUGCUUGGCAACAUUGAGUGCGGCACAGCCAAGCUAUACGAGCAAAACGCCGAAGUCGUGUCCACCUCACGAGACUUACACCGCCUGCGGUGCAUCUUGCCAAACUGAAUGUGCCACACUGAAUCAACCCUGUUAUAUACGUCACAUUCGUUGUCCGGAUGGUUGUUAUUGUGAUGAGGGCUAUGCACGUGAUGCUAACGGUGUUUGUAUACCACAAAGCGAAUGUUCGUCAAAGCAAUAAAUAAAACUAUGUAUUUUAAAUAAACGAAAAAUUGUUUAAAAUAAAUAUUU
This is a messenger RNA of Ceratitis capitata (Mediterranean fruit fly), 432 nucleotides long. Its product is annotated as inducible metalloproteinase inhibitor protein. The transcript is spliced from 2 exons. Lineage: Eukaryota; Metazoa; Arthropoda; Insecta; Diptera; Tephritidae. Bases 104 to 382 code for a protein of 92 amino acids. The record is from RefSeq and is a predicted model, not a curated record.